This is a messenger RNA of Saxophila tyrrhenica, 462 nucleotides long. RefSeq lists its product as uncharacterized. NCBI's taxonomy places the organism in Eukaryota, Fungi, Ascomycota, Dothideomycetes, Mycosphaerellales, Extremaceae. Bases 1 to 462 code for a protein of 153 amino acids. The record is from RefSeq and is a predicted model, not a curated record. The transcript has a single exon.
AUGCAGCCCCCCUCUGAGAAGCUGCUGUCCGACAAAUACGAGCUGGUCAAGCUCAGCGUGCACUCCUCAACUCAGAUAUCUUCCCGAACCGCUGCCGUGACCGCAAAACUCGCCACAGCACCGGCGCAAGGGUCCAAACCAGUGGUGGUGGCUCUGACCGCGAAAGCACAAGCGGCCAACAAGGUCAUCAGCAUUGUCGAGAUAGCUAAGCGCGAGCUCGUUGCGAAGGGUGUGGCUGUCUACCAGUACAAUGCGCUGGGCUCUGAGAUGACCGAGAUUCCACGGGAUGGGGUGAAGGGGAGUGAAGGGGUCGAGGAGGACGAGGCCAGCGAAGGGGAGGAGGCGGCCUUCGAGACCAUGCGACAGCGGGAUGUGGGAGACACGAAGAAGAGGCUGAUUCCGGUCAUGACGACCUACCUGAGUUCAACGGCUAUCAAGGAGCUCAGAACUGCGCAUGGGUAA